AUGAGGAGUCCGUUGGGCAUGCAACUCCUGAGUUGGUUUCUGCGUCGCAGACACAGAUCAAUUUGCCUCAGUAAAACCUCGCCGGAGCCAUUGCCAAUACUCCUUAUUGGAGGUGCUGUCCUGGAUCCUGGAGAACUAGAGGGUGCAUCCAACCUCAUCAAGCCGUUGUUCUUUGAUGUAGCGAACGCGGUCGGUGCCGCAUGCGCCAAGGUUGGUGGAACGGUCGAUAAGACCACAAGCAUCGCGAGCCAGUUCAUCAAGGACGCUGUUGAAGAGACUAAGAAGGCUGCUAUUGAACGAGCUAUUCAAACUGGCGCUGUAGAGGAUAGCGUCUCUAUAUUACGGAGGUUGGGUCCAUGCCUCUUUAUUUCCAAUCAUUUGGGAACUGUUGUGAAGACAAUCAGGAGCUUGGAUACUGAGAGGUCGAUGAGCAUGUUUGUUGGCAGUGAUGAUGGCCCCGUGGAUGAGGUCGACCAUCUGACCUACCGUCCCAAGGUUGUCUUCAACGAGAAGGCGGGCCGGCACAAAUGCCUUCGGACAGAAACCGACCUGAAUUAUAUCGCAGAUGCAGGCCGUAUCCAACUACAGGAAAUGCUCCAUCGAGGGUACAAAAUCCGUUGUAUUGAUCAGUCCGUCCUGCCGGACGAGACAUUAUUGGUUUAUCAGCUCGCCCGAAAAUGGUGCGGCUGGAAGGGAAUUGCCAUGUUGAAUACUCCCCCGAAGCCAUCAUUGCUGAAGUCAGAGGACCCCAGUCCGCCAAGGUCCUCUUCCGAGGCAAGAUCUCUGGAAUCGAGCAAACAUUAUAACAAAGGCCAUUCAUACGGCGAGAUCAUUAUCACCGAAGUCCCCGCCGAGGAUGACGACCUAGCCACAAACCAGAAUUGCUCCCCUACGGCUACGCAAGGCGGGCACAUCCGCAUCCCGUUCAAGAAUGAUAGCAUCUAUGCCGAGCAUCAUGCCAUCGAUGGCUCGAAGAAGAUCAUUGCCAGCAACAAGGAAGUGGGCAAGCCGAUCGGUGUGUCGGAGUAUCGGUAUGGCUACCAAGUGGUGGUGUUAGAUUUGGCUUGCUCUCCACAUUUAUCCAAGGUGGAAACGGACCUUGAGGUCGGUGGACCCAAGGGCUAUGGAUAUGAUAUCACAUAUGAGCCGUUAGGCGAUAUCAUACGACACUUAUCGACAAUCAUCAUGGUUGAGACAGGUCUUCCCGCUGGAUGGGAGGUUCGCCAUUCUAACUCCAAAAACCUCCCUUACUAUUUCAGCCUCGCGACAAAGCAAUCACGCUGGGAGCCUCCAUCAGGCACUGAUACUGAGAAGCUCAAGGCUUACAUGACCGACUACCAUAGCGGGCCCACCAGUCGGCCUGAUGGCACAGGUCAGGGUGAAGGGAAAAUCCGGUGUAGCCACCUUCUUGUCAAGCAUAGUGAAAGCAGACGGUCCAGAAGCUGGAUAGAAGCAGAGAUUACUCGUUCCAAAGAGGAGGCGAUUGAAAUCCUUCGUGGCCAUGAAAUGCGCAUCAAGUCGGGCGACGUCAACUUGGAAGAUCUUGCGAUGUCAGAAUCAGACUGUAGCAGCGCCAGAAAUGGGGGUGAUCUGUAUGUGCCUUCUUUCUCAUUUCGGGAGUUCGAGGACGCAGCGUUUACUCUACAGCCCGGCCGGGUCAGCGGUAUCGUUGACACGGCUUCAGGUGUCCAUCUCAUUGAACGGUAG
This is a messenger RNA of Aspergillus pseudonomiae, 1707 nucleotides long. RefSeq lists its product as uncharacterized. NCBI's taxonomy places the organism in Eukaryota, Fungi, Ascomycota, Eurotiomycetes, Eurotiales, Aspergillaceae. Gene Ontology annotation, molecular function: protein binding; peptidyl-prolyl cis-trans isomerase activity. The transcript has 7 exons. The record is from RefSeq and is a predicted model, not a curated record. Gene Ontology annotation, cellular component: cytosol; nucleus. Bases 1 to 1707 code for a protein of 568 amino acids.